Molecule: messenger RNA, 750 nt
Organism: Aspergillus candidus
Lineage: Eukaryota; Fungi; Ascomycota; Eurotiomycetes; Eurotiales; Aspergillaceae
Exons: 4
Coding region: 1-750 (249 amino acids)
Source: RefSeq, a predicted model, not a curated record
AUGCCGGAGGUGACAGACUCUACCUCCACAGCAGCGCGAGUGGUUCUCACCUUCGACUGUUCGUAUAGCCAAGUCGGCGAGGUCUGCAAGAAUAUGUGCUACGCCGUCAACUGCAAGCGCAAAGCCAAAAACCUAACCUGGGAUAAGCCCAAUACCAGCAAACAGCGCGAACGGAGCUCGAAAGCUGGGUGUGGGUCCAGCAACCGGUGCAGCAAAUCGCCCUACGGAUCGGGCUAUCAGUGUGACGAGUUUCCGUUCAAGUCAGUGCGCGAGGCGGACCGGGGAGGACAGUUGAAUCGGUGUGUAUUGGCGCGGUAUAAUCGACGCCAAGGCCAAUACCUCCGCGACUACUACAACUCCUACGGCGAAUUCCGCAACAAAGGGCGCGACAAGAAAAGCCCUUGCCAGUACACCAUCGGGUUCAAGAACGAGAAGCGACUGGAGUACUGCAAGGCGCGUCCUAAUUGUCGUAACGACGGUAACGAGCACACUAAAAGCGGACCGGCCACAGUCGACGGCGACGAGGUGAGUGUGGACGAAUAUGUUGGGGGUUAUUAUCGGGUGACCUCGGGAGAUGUUAUUUAUGUUCCUGGUGGGGCGGCUGUGGGGGAUGUGGUGCUUCAGGCGACGUUCUCCAAUGCGUCUGUGCCUAUUGUAGAGGAGUAUGGAGAAGAGGUGGACGAUGAAGAAUAUGUGGUUUCGGAGGACAGAGUUGUGGAGGAGGUAAAGGGGGAUGAUCAGGACAAUUGA